Molecule: messenger RNA, 1918 nt
Organism: Bombus pascuorum
Lineage: Eukaryota; Metazoa; Arthropoda; Insecta; Hymenoptera; Apidae
Exons: 6
Coding region: 5-1228 (407 amino acids)
Source: RefSeq, a predicted model, not a curated record
UGCCAUGAGAGAAACACAAACUUCUUUUAUCUUGAAUUAUUAUUUCAUCGACUUAGUAUACGUAUGUGUUAACAGGAAGAAAAAUGAAUCAGAAGAAGCGAAGAAGGUAAGGAUAAAUGCAGUGAAAAAGGAGAAAGAGGUAAAGAAAAAUAAAAAUGAGAAAGAUGAGAAGAAGAAAGUGAAACCAACGAGUAGGGCGAAAAAGUUGAAAUCUCCACAGAAGACAAAGUUGAAUAAAGACGUGGAACCUUCUACGGACAAACCAGAGAAAUCUUCCAAGGAAACGGUAUCCCCCACGUUAGAAACGUCAAAUUCUCUUUUGGAAACUACAGACAGCCAAUUGGAAAAUAUCCAUAAAUUGAGCCCUGUAGCAUCGAAGGUGUUAAUUCCCCCACCACGCCAGGUAGCAGAAAUGAUAAAUCGUUUGCAAGAAAUCGAGAAUCAAUCGACAUUCGAAGGUAAUAAAGAAGGUGAUAAACAACGGAAAAUCAAUGCUGAUCAGGAACAUGAAAAGAAAAGUACUUUUACUGAAAAUUCGAUCAGCAUGGACGAAGUGUUAAAUUAUACAGUGUGUCUAGAUUCGAAGGAAAAUGUAAAAAAGACUAAAGUUUCUGAUGAUCGAUUGAAGAACGAUAACUCAACUGUAGAACAGGCAUUGGAAACUAAUCCAGAAUCUCAAUCUCAAGCGGAAACACAGACAACUCAUACAGAAAUGACCAAUUCAGCUACCAGAAUGAAAAGAAUGUAUGGGUUCCGAAAAAACAACAAAGUUGAACCUACUAAACUGUCAUACACUGAGGUCGAUAUCCAAACUCCUGAUUAUAGUGGGAGUUCUAACCCCAGCAAGAUAGAGACAGCAGAGGAACUUGUCGAAGAGAAGCAGAUCAAUCCUGAACGAAAAGUUAUAAAUAUUUGUCCAGUUUGCAACAAGACACAGGUACCUGUAUCGCCUAGUUCCUUACAGUAUUUUACUGCUCAUAGAGACAAGCAAGGACGAUUCUACUGUGAAUAUUGCGCGACUCCAAAUACAAUAAAGGGAUUAUGUAAAGGUGAGCAAAAACGUUUAAAAUGCACUGGAUGUGGCGAGUAUCUACGUACGAAGAGCAGUCAGGUAAGAAGUUCAGUUUUGUUGCAUAAAACUUAUUUAGUAAUUUACGUUACGCUUACUUUCAUUUCCAGAGCACUCGAAAUAAAUCUAAUAAUUGUUCACAAUGUGCUUCAAUACUAAGACCUGCACAAUCAAGUGUGCCAGCAUAAUUUUCUCAAAGAAAAAGAAAAAAAAGGAGAAAAACAGAUAAAAUGUAUUCUUAGACGAUUAAGGAAAAAGAUUCAUGUACAUAAAUGAAGAUUGUAUGUUGAACGAAUGAGUAGGGAGCAGCAAACAGCAUAGACAUAAAUAAUUUGAAAUUUGUCUAUAUAUUGUAAAUAAUCAUUUUAUUAUUCCUAGACUAACAGGGCGUAAACAUUCAUAAACUUGUCGACAACUAAAAAGUUAUUAGCCAUGUAAAAUAUUUGAAAUAUUUCAAAACAUUAUUUAUUUCAUUAAAAAAGUGUGAGGUCGUUGAUUACAAGAAAAAAGGUUUUUUAACAAUGUUAUACGGUCAGCGACGAUUGUAAAAUAUUAUAAUGUAUCAUAAAACAGCAUCGUAUCUAUCUUAACAUCAUUUCUAGUGUUUAGAAUAAAUUGUAAUUUUCGCUUGGAAAUUAUGCUUUUCUUUGAACAUUCAUUGUACAAUUGCAUCGCAGCGAUAUAAAUCAUUUAAUUAUAUAAACGGAAUACAAUAAGCAAUUAUACAGAGAUCGUUUAAUUUCACAUGAAGAUGAAGAUACAAAGAAUCGAAGCUAGAAAGAGUUUAACAAUUUGUUUAGCUUCGAAAAAAAGGGCAUCACUACAAGUACGAUUAGAAAAUAAAAUUAU